Messenger RNA from Cloeon dipterum, 2918 nucleotides. Its product is annotated as gastrin/cholecystokinin type B receptor-like. The transcript has 9 exons. Gene Ontology annotation, cellular component: plasma membrane. The coding region runs from base 219 to 1490 and encodes 423 amino acids. Gene Ontology annotation, biological process: G protein-coupled receptor signaling pathway; cellular response to hormone stimulus. Gene Ontology annotation, molecular function: peptide binding; neuropeptide Y receptor activity. Lineage: Eukaryota; Metazoa; Arthropoda; Insecta; Ephemeroptera; Baetidae. The record is from RefSeq and is a predicted model, not a curated record.
GGCGGGCGCCUUUCGCAGCUCGACCGGCGCGGGCACUUCAGUAGGGCGCCGGCAACAGGCAAUAUCAAUUUACCAGAAGCUGUGGCGCGCCAAUUUAGCUCGCAUUAGAGACACACGUGUGUGCGCUUGCUGAUAAGCGGCGGACAAGGGGGGCCGGAAGCGGAGGCUAGCUUAACAUCUAGCCGAUUUUGCUCGCAAAUCCACAAUUAUAACGCGUGAUGAUACCCACGCUUAAAAUGAUAAACGAGUCGGCAGCGUCGACCAACGCGACCGGCAACGAGACCGACAGUGACGACUACGAGUACGACUGGGAAGAGUCGAGCAACAUCUUCUUCUGGGACGAGUUGGUGCCCACCCUGGUCGUCUACGGGCUCACCCUGGUGCUCGGCGUCGUGGGCAAUUCGCUCAUCGUCUUCACCAUUCUCAGGUACAAGCGCAUGAAGAGUGCCACCAACGUUUUCCUCGCGUCGCUCGCCUCCGCCGACCUGCUCCUCAUUAUCGUCUGCAUUCCAGUCAAGGUUGCUAAGCUGUUUUCCUACACUUGGACGAUGGGCGAAUUCCUAUGCAAAUCGGUGCACUACAUCCAGAACGUGUCUGCCAUCUCGUCCGUCCUCACCCUCACGGCCAUGAGCACCGAGAGAUACUACGCGAUCGUUCAUCCUAUGCGGGCUAAGUACACUUGCACCAUUCGGCAAGCGACCAAAAUCAUUUUGGGCACAUGGGUGGCCUCUUUUCUGCUCAGCAUCCCGAUUCUCUUUGUUCAGGUGUUGCUGCCUGUGGGUGGCCGGGUGAAGGCGUACUGGUGCGUGCGGAACUGGGACGACGUCACCCUGUGGCAGGCCUACGAAGUGUACAUGCUGCUGCUGCUGCUCGUGGUGCCGACCAUCAUCAUGGGGGCCACCUACUCGUCCAUCAGCUGCGAAGUGUGGCGCGUGAUGAAGCGACGACAAACCAUGACCACCGGACAGGGCUUGCAAUCGAUGGAGCAACUGCGUCGGGCACCGCGGACCAUGGCCAUGCGACACUCGUCCCGCUGCAGCACGACCAGCACAGUCAGGAAUAGACUGGCCGAGGACGACAACCGCACCGUCAAACAGGUGGUGAAAAUGCUGAUCGCGGUGGUUGCCCUAUUUGUGGUGUGCUGGGCCCCUGUGCUGAUUGACAACGUACUCACCGCGUACGGAGUGCUUCCAUUUAUUCGCACGGCCAACCUCAAGCACAUGGCCACAGCAUUCCACCUCAUGGCAUACUUCAACAGCUGCAUCAACCCAAUCGUGUACGGAUUCAUGUCACGCAACUUCCGCGAGAGUUUCCACAAGGCGCUGGCCAGGUGCUGCCUGCGCCGAAAGGUCCGCCUGCCGCCCCGAGGUACUGUCAGUAGUUUUAAUGGAAAAAGACAUAUGUCCGUGUCGGUAAAUUCUCGCACCACUUCUGUCCGCUAUGCCGAUACCAGUUUUUGCAGAAGCGCCUCGAUGAACAGGCCGUACUGACGGGGUCGGCUUACGGUCGGGGCAAACGCAGCCACGGCCUGCGGCGAGCGACUCGACAAAAUCAGUGAGUUGGCUGACUCGGUCUCUGACCAGGUCAUCCAGCAGACCGAGCAAUUCAACGGACUGCACGAGCGGCAGGACCCAAUCCAAGAGAGCACCAUUUAAGAGAGUUCUCAGCGAAGGCAUAGCCCGCCAGGCAGCCCAUUGCCCGCAAACUAAUGUGCUUCUCAUGACGGCGGCAAGACUUGCUAGUGUCAUCGCGCCGCCCCAGCCCCCAGCAGGCAGUAGUGAGGAGCGACAAAACUCGCCAUUGCAGGAACAAUUAAUAUCAGUAGCGCAUGUAUUGCCGACUUCGCAGUCAAAAUUAAGGAAAAUUGUGCUCCCCGUGCCAAGGAAAUGCGUCGCACAGACAAGUGUUUGCACUUAUGCUCAAAAGGGAUGAGAACAAUAUCAUAAAUUUAACGAAAUGUUUCAUGUGUGGCUGAAGCAUUCCACUCUUCUUGCAAGAUGUUUUAUCCAGACUCUUUUAAUUUAGUUUAUUCCUAUAUUUUGUUGUUCUGAUUGGAAGAAUGCAAGUUCAGUGUUUUGGUGGUUAUAAUAGUUAUAUGUAGCAAAGCAUGUCUUGUGCGAAAAUUGAAACUGAUGGAUUUCUUCACUCUGUAAAUGUUUACUUAUCUGUGAUGUUGUGGAAUAUUUAAAUGAUCUAUACGUCAAUAAAUUGAGAACGUUAAUUGAGUUGAUUGACUUUUCCACUUUCAUUCCUCUAAGUUGUUCGAGUAGCUGCAUCAAAACAAUGGAGUUUUUAAAUACUUAAUAGGUUUGGAUAAAUUACCUUUAUUUGCUUUAGUGAUUAUGUUUAAUUUAAAAGAAAUUGCGGUAGUUCAAAGUAAAUUUGUGCAAAUAUUUUUAUGAUUUCUAAGUCAUUUAGCAGACGACUUUAUGAGAAUUUGGCUCAACGUGAAUUGUUCUAGUCUCUGAAAUAGCAACGGUCGUUUUUCUGCUUAUCUAUAGACGCUCACCGUCUGCGAAAAAAUACCAAACUUUCACAUUGGUAAACUGCAGUGAUUUUCAUUUGAAUUAUCAAGCAAUUUCCUAAUUUCGUGUUUGUAUACUCGAGCGAUUUUAGGUGGUGUAUUGCAAAAGAAACAAUUUGAGUUUUUAAGAAAAGAAUCUAAUAAAUUCUCUCUUACACAUGGAUUUUUCUCAAAAAAUGCCAUCACAUACCUCAUACACAACAAUGGAAUGAAAUUACUCAUUUUCAAGAAAAAAGGUGUUAACAAAUUGUGCAGUUUCGUUUUCUCUCAACAUCAGGAUUACGUUCACAUUCAUUACAAAAUACAGUUGUGUGUCAGUUUCCUUUUGCAAAUAAAUAAACAAUAAAUUUAUAAACUCCAAAACUAUUAGUCUGAUUUAGAAGCUCACACAUUC